AUGAAGGGCUUUUGUCUACGAGUGAAGUCCGAGAGUGAAGACUACAUCCGGAAAUAUAUCACCAUGGUACAGACGCAAUUCUGUAAGAAGGUCAAGUUUGUGCGCCAAGACGGAGCUCGCGAGUUUGCAACGAACUCGCUUCAAGAUUUCUACGAGGAUGAAGGCAUUGAACAGCAGACGACGGUGCCGUAUGCACACCAGAACAACGGAACAGCAAUCGCGCCAUCGGGACUAUCGUCACGAUCGGCCGCAGCAUGCUUCACCAUGCCAAGUUGGACAAGUGCUUCUGGGCUGAAUUAG
Molecule: messenger RNA, 300 nt
Organism: Peronospora matthiolae
Lineage: Eukaryota; Oomycota; Peronosporomycetes; Peronosporales; Peronosporaceae
Source: the annotation of a GenBank genome assembly